AUGUCUUCCGAAACAUCAACAAAGCCUACCAUUUACAUGAUCCGACAUGGAGAGAAGCCCGCCCCUCAUCACGGAAAAGAACCGCAUGGACUGUCUGCUCAAGGCAAAGAACGUGCAAACGAUCUCGUCAAUGUCUUCGGAGCGAAUUCGAUCUACAACAUUGGAUACAUCAUGGCCGAAGAGCCUGACCCAGAUGGUGGUCGCGAUCGUCCUUGGAAGACUGUGGAGCCGUUGGCAGACGCGCUUGGGUUGAAGGUCGAUAAAACGAUUAAACGGGAAGCUCACCAUAAAGCUGCAAAGCGAGCUACACACUAUGAGGGCCCGGGAAACGUACUGCUUUGCUGGGAGCAUAAAUCUCUCGAGGGUAUCGCCAAGGCGAUUGGUAUUCAGGGUUACGCAGCACAGACUGGAUGGACUGGCGAAGUGAAGUAUCCUGGGGAUAGAUUCGAUCUAAUUUGGGUUGUGCCGCCUCCGUACACGGAGAUCACUGUGGUAGGAAGUGAGCUGGUUCCUGGCUUGGAUGAUGGAGUCCACGUCAACGCCAAUGGAGAUGUUCCCCCUCCUUCGGCUAACUGA
Molecule: messenger RNA, 576 nt
Organism: Fusarium musae
Lineage: Eukaryota; Fungi; Ascomycota; Sordariomycetes; Hypocreales; Nectriaceae
Exons: 3
Coding region: 1-576 (191 amino acids)
Source: RefSeq, a predicted model, not a curated record